Molecule: messenger RNA, 4933 nt
Organism: Carassius auratus (goldfish)
Lineage: Eukaryota; Metazoa; Chordata; Actinopteri; Cypriniformes; Cyprinidae
Exons: 7
Coding region: 3816-4712 (298 amino acids)
Biological process (GO): cytokine-mediated signaling pathway; immunoglobulin mediated immune response
Cellular component (GO): membrane; external side of plasma membrane
Molecular function (GO): cytokine receptor activity; protein binding
Source: RefSeq, a predicted model, not a curated record
UCCAACUCUUUACCAGUGUAAAAAACUCAGUAUGGAUGAAAUUGCAUUUCACCCCCCCUUUAACAUUAGUGUUGACGAUUAAUGUUCAUAAUAAAAGUAAUAUACAGCAAAAUAAUAAUCCUCCUAUUAAUAUGGCAAUUCUUUAAACAUUCCCAGGUUAGCAAACCACGCUCCCCAUGCUCCAAAUUUCAAAUCAAUCUAAUCCCAAAUACAUUGGUCUCUUCAGGUAUUUGCUGUAACUUCAACUCUUAAUUUUUUAAAUUUUAGUCAUAACUUCACUGAAAGCUCCAAGGUUAACGCAUCAUCAGUAUAAUUAAUAAAUAUUUGCUGAUUAUUAUAAAAUGUAAUUUAUCCACUCUGUAUUUUUGUUUGGUGUGAUAUAACAAUAUUUGGCAUGAUAUAACAAUCUAAAUAUUGACUCGAACCCUACUUUUAAUUCAUCUCUUGCCUUGAAUUCAUUAGGAAUUCCUCUUGUCCAAUUGAGUCUAAAUAUACAUAUAAAUAUAACCUCUUUUAAUUUUAUUGUCUUCCUUGUUUGUGCUUUGUUCUGUUCUCCAUCACUUCGCUCUCGGCCCUGACAGCCGUGAUGAACCAGUAUUGCAGAAAAGCAAACCCAGACGUGAGACUUAUUGUUUCAAAUGUUCUGCGCCUGGUUUUACCUCGAGAAACUGUCCAAACUGUAACUUUCCCCAACAGACUGUGCUUUUUCCAGCCUGUUUGAUGGACACCUGGGGCACACUUCAUUGGGGGAGCACGUAAUCAACACUGGUGAAGCAAAACCAGUUCACCUUCCGCCAUACCGGAGCUCACCGGCCAAGAAAAAAAUAAUUGAAGAUCAGAUUCAGAUGAUGCUGGAAGAAAAGACAUCAUCGAACCAUCUUCCAGUCCAUGGGCUGCACCCGUGGUAAUUGUCAAGAAGCCAUGUGGAGACCACAGGUUUUUUGUUGACUACAGAGGCCUUAAUCACCUGACACUUAAUGAUUCGUACCCACUUCCCAGAGUCAACGAAUCAUUGGAUUUCCUGGCUUGUGGAAAUUUCUUACUACUUUGGAUUUGGCUCGGGGGUACUGGCAGGUGGCUGUAGAGGAAAAGUCAAGGCCAAAGACAGCACUCGCAUCACACUGUGGCCUUUUCCAAUUUAAAGUCCUUCCUUUUGGGCUCAGUAAUGCCCCGGCCACGUUUCAGAGAGUAAUGAACAAUGUCCUUGCUGGAUUAGUUUACAAGUGCUGUUCAGUGUACUUGGAUGAUAUUGUUGUUGUAUCCCCAACCUUUGAACAACACUUGAAAGACCUCCGGGAAGUCCUUUCUAGGCUUGAGUCAGCUGGUUUUACUCUCAAGCUAGAUAAGUGUCAGUUCUGCUUGAGUGAACUCAUCUUCCUAGGAUACAGGGUCACGCCGGAUGGUAUUUCUCCUGAUCCAAGAAAGGUGGAAGCGGUCAAAGAGUUCAGGACACCGAUGGAUGUGAAACAAGUGAGAGGAUUUCUCUGCCUCACAAGCUACUACAGGCAAUUCAUUCCGAGUUAUGCACAAAAAGCUGAGUUGCUUUUUAAACUCACCAGAAAGGAAACUCCGUUCAACUGGGACGAUGGUUGUCAGGCUUCGACGGACUACUUGAAAAACUGCCUUACGUCUGAACCCAUUCUGUGCCUCCAGGAUUUUUCACGUUCAUUCUUCAUACACACUGGCGCUUGUGACUUGGGCCUUGGUGCAGCCUUGAUGCAGAAGGAUGACAUGGGGCGAGAUGUGGUGGUAGCUUUCGCGAGCAGGACGUUGCACAAAGCGGAAAGACUGUACUCUACACCUGAGAAAGAGUGCUUGGGAGUUAUUUGGGCUCUGGAACAUUUCAGACCUUACAUCGAGGGCCUUCAUGUAACCAUUUAUACUGAUCACAACAGCCUGAGGUGGCUGAUGAACCGAGCCAACCCUCUCUGGACGACUGGCGAGAUGGUCCUUGCGCCUACAGGAUUUUGAUUUUAAUAUCGUCCACAGGCCGGGGUUCAGAAUAUAGUUCCAGAUGCUCUAUCACGCAAUCCACUACCUCAUUGUGAGGGCCCUAUUGACAUUCUUCCUUCCUCAUAGCUGGGAUGGAUCUGCGCAGUCUCUCCUCAGUCCUUAUAAUUGACAGAGCGCAGUUGACACAGUUACAAAGGGGUGACCUAGUGGUUGGCGGUCUUCUUCGCAACCUUGAAGAGGGUGGUACAGAUGAAGAACAUGUCAUUCAUGAUGGUCUGCUUUAUUUCAAGGACCCUAAGAUAACCUGCAGUCUCCAUCCAAUGAAACAGCUUAAGUUAUAUGUCCCAACAGUAAUUCGACCAACUGUACUCCGAUAUUAUCACGACCAUCCUACAGCUGGCCACUUGGGUGUGACACAAACGUUGGCCAGGCUGAAACAGAGGUUCUUUUGGCCCAAGAUGGUGACAGAUGUGAAAAUAUACGUUAUAUCGUGUCCUGUGUGCCAGUUGACGAAGCCGAGCCAAAGAAAACCAGCAGGGCUGAUGGUUCCGAUUAAACCUAUGAGACCCUGGGAAUACACAGGAGUGGAUUUUGUGGGUCCGCUUCCUCGUACUCAGAGUGGAAAUGAACAUCUAAUCGUCUUCAUUGACUACUUUUCAAAAUGGGUGGAAGUGAGUGCAGUCCGGUCAGCGUCAGCUCAGGUGGCAGCGAGUAAGUUUCUGAGAUAUUUGCUCGGCAUGGUGCACCAACCUACCUCAUAUCAGAUCAUGGGACCCCGUUUGUGAGCAAUCUUUUUGAGCAUGUGGUCGCUGCCCUUGGCACUGAACACCGGCUGACAACGGCAUACCCACCCGCAAAAAAACGCCACUGAGAGGGUAAACCGCACACUUAAAACUGCCAUACGUGCAUACGUGGAGGACAAGCACACUUCGGGGGAUAAAUAUCUUCCACAAAUCUGUUUUGCUCUUCGAACUGCUUGCCAUGAGAGCACAGGUCAAUCCCCAGCAAUGUUGUUAUAUUGCCGUGAGUUGGACACACCACUUGAUUUGAUAACACAAACCAAAUUCUGCGGGAGUAGAUGAGCCUGAGGUACCCUAUCAUGAGAAUUUGAGAGCUUCCCUGAAGGAUGCUCACAAUCAUGCCAGAGUUGCUCUAAGUGCAAGCCAUACAAAAAACAAGCGUUACUAUGACAAGAAGCGACAUACAAUUUCCUAUGCUGUGGAUGACUUGGUCAGAGUUAAGAUACACCCCAAAUCUGAUGCUGGUGCAAACUUUACAGCUAAGUUGGCCCCAGUUUAUGACGGACCAUUUCGUGUCUCUAAGAAACUGUCAAGUGUCAAUUACAGACUUUCAAACGUGGACACUGGGGAAGAUGCAGGAGUGUUUCAUGUAGUGAAUCUACUGCCUUUUCAUUCAAGGGAAACGGCCAUGCCCAAAAUCAGUUCCUAUGGUGAUGUUGAGAUGUCACUACCUUUGGAUGAGGACUUUGAUUCUCAAUCAAACAGAGAAUAAUCUGUUAAUAUUAACCAGGAGGUUGAUACUGUCUACUUAAACAAACCUUUGGAUCGACACUCAGACAAAGUUAGCUGGAACAUUGUGCUGGACACUCACUUGACUUUGCUCCUGACAGUGUUGACGGAGGUACUGUUUCUGACUCUCAUGACUUGACAUCUGACGCAGGUACCAUCGAAUCGGCAUAUCAGGGUCUGAGUCGUUAUGGACUGAGACAGAGAAGAGUCCCGAGAAUUACUUCUGACAGGUCUGUGAAUAAGUGGACUAACCCCUACCAUACUCAAAGAUUUGACUUGUAUUAAGGACGACAGACUAAAUUUCCAUAUGAAUGCUGGGAGGAACACGCCAUCAUGCAGAUUCUGGCUAUGAUAAUGAUGAUGAUUUUGAUGAUAUCAUCACAUUCAGCUCUUGCAACUCAAAGUUUAACAUGUCAUAAUGAUUACCACAACACCUUCAGUUGUGUUUGGAACACCUCAAAACUGGAUGUGAUCCCUCCAGUCCAGCCAGAGACCAUCUGUUGGAUUCAUGUAAUGGCUAAGAAGAUGCGUCAGACUAAAGAGAUGGUGCAGAUGUUUGCAGACCCGGCACAGCCUCAUAUACGCUCUGCCACAGUGGGUUUUAAAGGACAGAGUUUCCCUACAAUAUCAUUGGGGACCACAUUACAUGAAGAAGUCCAUUGUGACAACUACACAAAUCCCAUGGCUGAAAUAGCACUACAUAAUUCAAAAAACAGUGCAGUGAAAGCAGCUCCUCCUGAGGGAGUGGAAGUUCAUGGGAUCAAUGCUUCAUGGAGUUUUGUUCCUCCAAGAGGUCCUUUACAGAAAUAUAAAGAGUUUGAAGUCCAGUACAGAUCUGUUGCUCAGAGCUGGAAGGAUGUGGCAAACGAUACCAUUAACACUAAUGAAACUCAAAUCAAGCUGCCAGAGGACCGUUUGCCCUCAAAUCAGCAGUACGUGAUCAGGGUGAGAGUCAGGUAUCAAAAGAAACUCCUGCCCAAUGCCGUGUGGAGCGACUGGAGUGAAGAGUACAACUGGACGUCUACUGUGGGUCAGAGACACCACACACAAGGCAACACACACCUGUCUGACACAGACACACACACACUCACUCACUCACUCAAUCACACAUUCAUGUACUGCUAUACUCUAACGCUCUCAUCAGCCUCUACAGAGAUCUUCCAGCUGGAAUCAUCUGUAGCCGGGAUCACGCUCACAGUAAUCACUCUGGCCAUCAUAUUAACCCUCUGAGGUCUAUGGGGUUUUCGAGCCUGGAGAAGUUUUGACAUGCCAUGACUUUUGUGCAUUUUUCAGUUGCUUCUAAACAUAUACAUUGCUAAAUUCUGAUAAUACUGUAUUCAGUACAAACUGAGCUACAAUAAUAUGUAAAUAGCAUGUAUGUACAUGAUUUUGUUUUUGAGAAAACAAUGUUUAUGUGUGGUUAGUGAAAAACUAUCAUUUUGAAGUCACUG